Puma concolor (puma) is the source of this 960-nucleotide messenger RNA. It is a transcript of the gene OR51G1, whose product is annotated as olfactory receptor family 51 subfamily G member 1. Gene Ontology annotation, molecular function: olfactory receptor activity; G protein-coupled receptor activity. Gene Ontology annotation, cellular component: plasma membrane. Gene Ontology annotation, biological process: G protein-coupled receptor signaling pathway. The record is from RefSeq and is a predicted model, not a curated record. NCBI's taxonomy places the organism in Eukaryota, Metazoa, Chordata, Mammalia, Carnivora, Felidae.
AUGACAAUAUCUUAUAAUGGCAGCCUCCAAAAAGCCACUUUCUUCCUAACAGGCUUCCAAGGUCUGGAAGCUCUCCAUGGCUGGAUCUCUAUUCCCUUCUGCUCCAUCUACUUGACAGUUAUUGUAGGAAACCUUACCAUCCUCCACAUCAUCCAUACCGAUGUCACCCUCCAUGAACCCAUGUACUAUUUCUUGGCCAUGCUGGCCCUGACAGACUUGGGCCUUUGCCUAUCUACACUGCCCACUGUGUUGGGCAUCUUCUGGUUUGAUGUCAGAGAGAUUACCAUCCCCGCCUGCUUCACUCAGCUCUUCUUCAUCCAUACCUUGUCACUGGUAGAGUCUUCAGUUCUACUGUCCAUGUCCAUUGACCGCUAUGUGGCCAUUUGCAAUCCAUUGCGUUACUCCAUGGUCUUGACACCUGCACGUAUCAUCAAGAUGGGGCUGAGCUCAAUUCUUAGAAGUGCCCUGCUCAUCCUGCCCCUGCCAUUCCUCCUUAAACGCUUCCAGUACUGCCGCUCCCAUGUGCUGGCCCAUGCCUAUUGUCUGCACCUAGAGAUCAUGAAGUUGGCCUGCUCUAGCAUCAUUGUCAAUCACAUCUAUGGGCUCUUUGUUGUGGCCUGCACUGUUGGUGUGGAUUCACUGCUCAUCUUCCUCUCCUAUGCCCUCAUCCUCCGCACUGUGCUAAGCAUUGCCUCCCGCCAGGAGCGACUUCAGGCCCUCAACACCUGCGUCUCUCAUAUCUGUGCUGUGUUACUCUUCUACAUCCCCAUGAUUGGCUUGUCUCUUGUGCACCGCUUUGGUGAACAUCUGCCCCGUAUUGUACACCUCCUCAUGUCUUAUGUGUAUCUGCUGGUCCCACCUCUCAUGAACCCCAUUGUCUACAGUAUGAAAACCAAGCAAAUCCGUAUCCGCAUUGCUAAGAAGCUUGAGAUUGUAAAAUCCCUUAAGUGUUUUCGAUAG